Molecule: messenger RNA, 684 nt
Organism: Acytostelium subglobosum LB1
Lineage: Eukaryota; Evosea; Eumycetozoa; Acytosteliales; Acytosteliaceae
Exons: 3
Biological process (GO): peptidyl-lysine trimethylation; positive regulation of proton-transporting ATP synthase activity, rotational mechanism; regulation of mitochondrial ATP synthesis coupled proton transport
Cellular component (GO): mitochondrion
Molecular function (GO): protein-lysine N-methyltransferase activity
Source: RefSeq, a predicted model, not a curated record
AUGGACUAUGAAAAUGAACAAUACUCUUGGAUACCAUUUUUAGAUGAGGACGAUCCUCUACCUGGUCAAUGUUGUCCAUAUGCAACCAGUUCACCAUUUUCAAUUGAUAGAAUGCUACGUAUGGCCAACUGUGACCAAGAUGACAUUGUGAUCGAUGUUGGUUGUGGUGACGGUCGCAUUGCAAUCUAUGCAGCCAAGCAUUUCGGUGUAAAGUCAAUUGGAAUCGAUGUCAAUCCUGAACUCAUAGAUAAAGCAAACCGCGAUGCCAAAGAGGCUGGUGUCUCACAUCUUGCACUAUUCAAGAUAUUGAGCUUUGCAGAAGAAUCAUUCGACUUUAAGUUGAGGACGAUAGAUGCUGAAUUCUUCAAGGAUAGCCAGCAUAUCUAUCCAACCAUUUUCACAUGCUAUCUCAUUCCAAGAGCGUUAAAGAUCAUAGAGUCAAGGUUAAAGUCAAUCGUUAGAGGUCAUAACUCAACACCAUCACCACUGUGUAAUACUACGCCAGACAACAACAACAACAACAACCAACAACAACACAAGGACAUUAGAGUUACUGCUCUUAUUUUCGAAAUGGAAAGAUGGAAAGAGGUGGAAAAGGAUGACAAGUUUAAGAUCUUCAUGUACACAAAGGAAUCAUUGGACUUGGUACCAACUUCAAUCAAUACAGAUAAUCCCUACAUUAUG